Messenger RNA from Catharus ustulatus (Swainson's thrush), 1008 nucleotides. RefSeq names its product exocyst complex component 1 like (gene EXOC1L). Bases 46 to 561 code for a protein of 171 amino acids. Lineage: Eukaryota; Metazoa; Chordata; Aves; Passeriformes; Turdidae. The record is from RefSeq and is a predicted model, not a curated record. The transcript is spliced from 3 exons.
GGCGCGGGGGGCCGGCGCCCGGCGCUGAGCGGCUCCGCGGAUGCCAUGUCCUCGCUGGUGAAGGAGGACCUGGCGAAGAGGCUGUUCGGCCCCCGGCGGCAGAGGCUGCACGAGUUCAUCGAGGUGGAGGGCGCGGGCGCCCAGCGCUACUACCUGUGCGCCGCAGUAACUAAAAGUAAAGAAGUAGAAAUAUGUAUGGUUAAACACUGGCGAGUGGACCGAGAGGAGAAAUAUGAAAUAGUUGAAAAGUGGUUUUUGAAAGAUCUGGAGAUGAUUGAUGGAAAAGAAGCAGAUACAGAUAAUCCAUAUUUUGAUAUGCAUUUCCACAAAGUCUACAAUAUGGAAGCAUAUAGUUGUGCAUCUAAAUAUACCUUUGCUCGAACUCUAAACAAACUGAAUGCGAUGUACCUUAAGAAGGACUUCAAGAUUGUGAACUUUGAUGACACCUAUCUAAAUGAUGAUUCAUUCUGGUCAUCCAGCAACAGAGAUUUCUUAGUAGUUAUGAGGGUUUGCUUCUAUGCUUCCAAUCUUUUAUGUCUCUCCCUCUGUCGUUUGUCCUAAAGAUGUAUUUUCUAACAUUAGGGUAACUGGCUGACUUUCUCUGACCAGCAUUUCAUAAAUCAUCUGAUCAAAAAGUUAGUUAGUAAUAUGCAGUGUCUCCUUUUUAAUUUUACAUGUAAGUAAAAAGUGGAACAUAGAUUUUACAUAAAUAGUUGAUAAGUCAUUUAUAUAUAUUAAGAGGUUCUCACUCUAGCAAAUACUUAUACAUACAAGAGACUGGAAACAGAACCGGUGGUUACCAUGGUCAGUGGUGAUUGCUUAUGUAAGCAGAGCUCAGCAUCUGCUUCUAUGUUCAUGGAGGUAUAAAUUAUCUUUCAUUAAUAGCUUGAAAUACUGCUGAAGCAUUAAGAGCAUUAACAGUUAAUUUAUAUCUUGGAAGUAGGAAAAAAAAUGUACAGUAAUUUCUCGACUAUAAGGCACACCCCUUUGACUAAAAUUUUGGUCCAA